AUGGCAUCAGCAGAAAUGGUGAGGCAAACUCUCAUCAUAGAGAUUUCACGUAAGAGAGUAAAGAGGCUCUAUCUUGGUAACACUAGUGACACUAAUCAUAGUGUUAUUCUUCCUGAUGAUGUGCUUGAUAAGAUUCUUGCAUUCUUGCCUAUCAAAAAGGCUAUGCAGAUUGGAAUCUUAUCUUCAAGAUUCAAUCAUUCUUGGAUCUUCAGUCGUAGAUUACACUUUGAUAAUGAUUUUGCCAGAGGUCGCAGUCCAGAAAAUUUUAAAUCCAUGGUUAAUAAAGUCUUUGACCAGCAUGCAGGUUCAAGUAUUUUAAGUUUUCGAUUAUCUUUUGAUGCAAAUGGUGAGGGGUUCUUGGUUGAAAAGUGGAUAAAAAAAGCUAUUGAAGAGCUCGAAUUGUUUUUUUAUGUAAUUGGAAUUAAUUUUGAAGGGGGAGGGCCUGUUAAACUCAUUUCUGAUGUUUACGACAUUGAGUCCAUCAAAAUCUUAAAGCUUAGUUUUUGUCAACUUGAUCUUCCACUAAAGUUUAAAGGUCUGCAUUUUUUGAGUACUCUUGUUCUUAGAAAGAUCACUGUAACCCCAACAUUGAUAGAUAAUCUAUUUCUCAAUUGCCUGUUACUUGAGACUUUAGAUAUAGCACAAUGUUAUAGAAUUUUUCAUUUGAAAAUCUCCACCCAGAAUUUAAAGAAGUUUAAGGAGUUAAAGGUUGGAUAUUGCCCGGGGGUUCUGAUGAUUGACAUUGAUGCACCAACUCUACAUGCAAUCCAUUAUUGUGGGCAUGUUUGUUUUAUCAAAUUCACCAAUAUCCCUGAAGUGAAAGAUGUGAUGCUCAAUUUUGGACCUUCAAAAGGCUUUACAGGGACAUUUCAAGUGAGAAAUCUUGUGUACGAUCUCUAUAAUAUUCGUGUUCUCACCACUACCAGUACAUUUCUUGAGGGUUUAACUCCAAAGUUUAUGGGUGGAACAUUGACAGAAAUGCAAUUCUCUUUUUGGAAUUUGAUAGAAUUUCAUUUGAUCAUGGAAGGUGCAAUGUAUUGCAAUCCUUAUGAUUUUGUUUCUUUCCCCAAGAAUUGCCAGUAUCUAGAGAAGAUUUUCAUUGAUCUCAAUGAUUUUAACUUCGUAGGUGGACCGUACUGGGAAUUGCGUAAUCGACAAGCUUUUGAGCAAUCCCAUAAAGACGAACUUCUGUUGUUGAAGUUUCUCCUGGGGAGCGCACCUGGUCUGGAGAAACUAGUGCUUAUCACUCCCAAUAAGUCCAGACGUGUCAAAGUUGUUACCCUAAAUUUACAAGGCUUCUAUCAAGAUAUCCAAUCUUGGAAGGCAUCUCCAAGAGUCGAGAUAGCUGUGUUUGAGCAUUCGAAUGACAGGAGUUCUGUUUCUCCUAUGCAUUCAAAGACAUGGUACUAG
Populus nigra (black poplar) is the source of this 1410-nucleotide messenger RNA. Its product is annotated as putative FBD-associated F-box protein At1g61330. NCBI's taxonomy places the organism in Eukaryota, Viridiplantae, Streptophyta, Magnoliopsida, Malpighiales, Salicaceae. The transcript has 4 exons. Gene Ontology annotation, molecular function: protein binding. The record is from RefSeq and is a predicted model, not a curated record. Bases 1 to 1410 code for a protein of 469 amino acids.